AUGAAGGCAGUCAUCUUCGUGUCUUUGGUUAUAUUUGUCAUUGCGGUGACAGCUGCCAUCACAUGGGGCCUAGCCUUUUACAAACGAUACCGAGUCCGCCUGCAUGUCACCUCAAGAGGAGUGAUGAUUCCUUCACAGAGUUUGGACCUGGAGAGAUUGCACCCUGCCCCGAAACCUCCCAGCCACAUUUAUGGUCCCAGCUCCACCAGCCACAACACCCCACCAGCCACUGAACUUACCCCGCCUGAGGCACCCGCUGUAAAUCACACAUGA
Messenger RNA from Penicillium verrucosum, 273 nucleotides. RefSeq lists its product as uncharacterized. Bases 1 to 273 code for a protein of 90 amino acids. The transcript is spliced from 2 exons. The record is from RefSeq and is a predicted model, not a curated record. Lineage: Eukaryota; Fungi; Ascomycota; Eurotiomycetes; Eurotiales; Aspergillaceae.